UACUAUGUGGCUGCUGGCAUUCCCAUUCAGAUUGAAGUAUUGAACCAAGUAGGCGCGACUGGAUGGUCAGCCCGAAUCGGCUGUCACACCGAUGAUCUCAAAGACUGCGACGAACUCCGUCGUUGGCCAUACAUUUCUGUAUGCAAAUCGUUGGCUAGCAAAAAUGUUCGACUGAGUUCAGCUUUUGGUGGUCUUCUUUUUCUUGAAAGUCCUGACGGCGACAUGAACUCGAUUACUGUUCGUUUGCAUCAUGUCAUUCUGACUCCUACCUACGAUCUCACUGAUCCCAAUCGUACGAUAACAUGGCAAUCCCGACGUCACCAUGCGCAAGGUCUUUGGGCAGAUAUUGCUGGCCGACAUAUCGUGUUCAAUGUUCCUUCGCAGAGUGUACUUCAUUUGGAUAGCAACCAAUUAGAUCGCGUUCUUCAGUUUUGGGAUGCUGUUGUACUUGCUCAUCAUGAGCUAAGAGGCACAGAACCGAAACAUCGAGAGCGUAUCGUAUGCGAUGAGCAACCUUCGUUUGGUUACAUGCAUAGUGGCUAUCCUAUCGUCACAGGUAUGGACGUGUCUGAUCCACAUGCUGAAGGAUUCAUACUGAAUGGCAACGAGCUGGAAAAGAACGGAGCAUGGGGUCUAUUUCAUGAGAUCGGUCAUAACCUGCAACGAGAUUCUUGGACAUAUGAUGGAACAAUGAAAUCGGUUUUUAAGAGACAAAUCUGUACAACUUGUUUGAAACUAUCUGAAGCCUUUGUUUGUCGUGGAUGUCAUCAACCAUUUUGUGCAAAACAUGUCAAUCGACAUCAAGAAAAAAUUACCAAAGAUAUGAAUAGUCUUGUUACGAAAUGUGAUCGAUUACAUGAUGAUACAAAAUCCGAAAAAUUUGCUCAACAACUUCUAUCGAAUAUUGAUCGAUGGGAAAAAGAAUCUAUAGAAAAGAUUCGAAUGGCUGCUCAAACGGCUCGAACUGAUUUAAGACCAUGGAUUGAACGAACAAAAAAUGAACUCGAAAUUCCUUUUCAGAAAAUGAUGGAUGAACUUCAAUCGAGACGAAAAUUAAAAGAUUAUACUGAAAUUGAUUUGAAACGAUGGAAUUCACAAUUGGCAGAAUUCAAUGAAAAACUCAAACAACGACCCAUUAUAGAAUAUCUCGAUUAUGGUGAUCCACAAGCAAUUCAUUUGAUUAGAAUUGCUGAUGGUUUAAGUUCCAACUCAUCAUAUGGUACUAAUCUUACCUAUUCUUCUUCAGAACGAAGUUUGAAUCAUUUUCAAGAUUCACCAACUUUAGAACGAGAAACAUUUGGAGAAAUUUUUGGAGCAAUUACAUUAACUGAAAAUGAUCAUGUUGCUACGUAUAGUGGUCCUUGGAUUGGUGAUGCUAGUGUAUGUGGUACGAAUACUUAUUCAACUGGCGUACAUAAUAUUCGUUUUCGUAUUAUGGAAAAAUUCUACAAUGCACCAUUUUUUGGUAUUUCUACUGCAUCUCAACCGAUGAUUGAACACAUGAUUAAGUCUUCAUCGACGAAUGGUUGGUCGAAUUUCGAUUUUCCUGUAGUCAAUGGUCAAGAGGAACAAGAAGGAAAAGAUCGAAUUGUACGGUCUGGUGAUGCUCUUACAUUGACAUUAGAUUGUGAUCGACGACAAAUUUUUUUAAGGCACAUUCGAACGAACAGACUUUCACAAAUACCGAUCGAUAUUCGUAUUUGUCCAUUUCCAUGGAAACUUCUAAUUGUUUUACGACGUAGAGAUGAUUGUGUUCGUCUUCAAGGUGGAUCAUUGGGUCUAACAGGAGCAGAUGUAGCCAGCCUAUUAUUGCCUGAUCAUCUAAAAAGUUAA
Rotaria sordida is the source of this 1833-nucleotide messenger RNA. Lineage: Eukaryota; Metazoa; Rotifera; Eurotatoria; Philodinida; Philodinidae. The record is from the annotation of a GenBank genome assembly.